AUGGACAGCCAUAUCAUUUUCACAAUCCCCAUAGCAGUUAUUCUUAGCAUUCUUCUUGGGCCUCUUUUCACGCGGAGAGAUGUCUACAAGAUCUGCUUCCUGGAAUUCAUUGCGGUCGCCUACACCAUUCCAUGGGACUCUUACUUGAUCAGAACAGGGAUUUGGACCUACCCACCGACGGUCAUCAUAGGUCCGAGACUCUUCAGUAUCCCCGUGGAAGAGCUGUUCUUUAUUGUCGUCCAGACGUACAUUACGACAUGCAUCCAGAUUUUUCUCUCUAAAUCGGUCAUGACCGCCACUCAUCUGCACAAUGAAACCGACACCAAAGAUUCUGUCGGAAAUAAAUUGCUGCUCCGCAAGCGGAUUGGACAAGUCAUACUGUUGCUUUGCUCCGUACUCCCUCCUUCCUUGUGGAAUGGACACUCAAAGGGCACCUAUAUGAUACUUAUUCUGAGCUGGUCCGCUCCAGUGAUGCUCAUGCUGUGGACUUUCGCCUAUCAAUUGUUACUUACCUUGCCAACGACACAUACGUUGUUUCCCGUUGUUGUGACCACCCUCUACCUGUGGAUUGUCGACACUUUCGCUUUGCACCGAGGCACCUGGAGUAUCGCCCCAGGCACAAAGCUAGGUAUUUAUGUCUGGCCACACCUUGAGCUGGAAGAAGCAAUUUUCUUCCUCGUCACCAAUGUUCUCGUUGUCUGGGGUGCCACUGCUUAUGACAACGCAGUUGCAAUUUUGGAUGUCUUUCCAGUGCAAUUUCCCCACGUCCCAGGAACUCCACCACCAAUCAUGCUACUCAAAGCAUUGUUUCUUUCCACGUCUAAGUAUGAUGUCGAACGGCUCGAGGGUCUGAACACGGCACUUUCAGUUCUAGCGCGUAAGAGUCGUUCGUUCUACCUGGCCUCAGGGGUCUUCGUCGGGCGACUGAGAAUUGAUCUCAUUCUCCUCUACGGAUUCUGCAGGGUAGCAGACGAUUUGAUUGACAACGUGACGUCAGAGGAAGAGGCUGAGACCUGGGUCAAGCACUUUUCGAGAUUCCUCGAUGUCAUGUAUUCGCCCGAAUCUGACGCGAAAAGUAUCAAAGAGGCCUUGAAUCCGUUCCCUUCUGAAGUACAAUCCGUGUUGCUUCAGCUUCCUGUGGACAAGCUGCCCUCUGCGCCAUUUCACUCUCUUCUAGAUGGAUUCCGCAUGGACCAAAAGUUCUUGAACAGAGAAUCGAAAUCCAACCCACCUAUCCAAACAUUUGAGGAUCUGCAACGAUAUGCUACCUGUGUCGCGUCAACCAUCGGCGAACUAUGCCUCCACCUGGUUUUCUACCAUGAUCCGGACGGUGAUACAAAUGCAGUGGUGAAGCAGAGGUGCCUUGAGUCAGGUGCGCGGAUGGGGCGGGCCUUGCAAUACGUCAACAUUGUGCGAGAUGUGCCUACUGAUGCUGAAGCUGGCCGAUGCUAUAUCCCAGCGGAAUGGAUCACAGAACCGAAGUCUCCCAUCGAAGCGGAAGUCAGGGUGCGACAGGAGACCACGCAUUUGCGAAAGAAGAUCUUGGAUAUAGCGUUCGCCCUGUACGUUGAGAAUCGAGAUGCGAUUGAGGAGUUGCCUCCGUAUGCUCGAGCCGGCAUUCGCGUUGCCGUGGAGAGCUACAUGGAGAUAGGUCGGAUGAUGCGGUAUCGUAUCCUUGAGGACAGGCCACUGAACUUUGAUGGAGGAGGCAGAGCCGGUCGAGCUUCUGUUCCCAAACGCAGACGGUUAAUUGUGGGAUGGCGGACAAUGAGGGGCUGGCGAGGCGAUCCGUGA
This is a messenger RNA of Exophiala aquamarina CBS 119918, 1794 nucleotides long. RefSeq lists its product as uncharacterized. The record is from RefSeq and is a predicted model, not a curated record. Gene Ontology annotation, molecular function: geranylgeranyl diphosphate synthase activity; intramolecular lyase activity. The transcript is spliced from 4 exons. The coding region runs from base 1 to 1794 and encodes 597 amino acids. Gene Ontology annotation, biological process: biosynthetic process. NCBI's taxonomy places the organism in Eukaryota, Fungi, Ascomycota, Eurotiomycetes, Chaetothyriales, Herpotrichiellaceae.